This is a messenger RNA of Jaminaea rosea, 1556 nucleotides long. RefSeq lists its product as hypothetical. The transcript is spliced from 2 exons. The coding region runs from base 283 to 1284 and encodes 333 amino acids. The record is from RefSeq and is a predicted model, not a curated record. Lineage: Eukaryota; Fungi; Basidiomycota; Exobasidiomycetes; Microstromatales.
UGCUCCAAAUGCCUGCUGUCCUUGGCGCCAAUGCGACGCUCUGCCUCGACGGUCCUGAUGGUGCUGUGUCUCCCUUUGGCAUCGUCGACGAGAGGUACAAGACCGUACUCCAGCUCGCUCGCGCUGCAGAGGCCGACGUCAUCAAGGCCGAAUACGCCGUCACCGUCGCCACUUGGGUCACUACCGCCUUCUUUGCCAUCGCGCAGCUGACCAAGGCAAAGCGCUUCCAUCAGCGGGCAGUGGCGGCGAUGAGGAGCACGAGGGCGGAGCUGUUCUGGGCUAAUGAGAUGCAGUACAGGUGGGACUUCACCUUAUCGGGUACAUCGUCAGUUCUGGGAUCCGGCAUCAGCAAAGACGACCGACGCCGAAUCCAAGAGCUGUUCCCCGGCGCCGACGUGGGCGAAGUUGUCUGCCGCCUGCGCCGACUCUCUACGCCCUCGCCAGAAGAGGACUUCGUCGUGUCGUGUAUGGAGGCAGACAUGCCGAAGUACCGCUGCCUUGUCCUGGAGGUUGGACGUGCAGACGGAAACGGGUCGUACCCUAUCAAGCUGCAGAUCAAGCGGCUGCCUCUUUCCGUCUCUACAGCUCAAAGCCUGCAGCGCAUCUUCGCCGUGGUGCCAGAGCAAGAGCAAGCAGACAGGAUCGCCGCGUCGGCUGCUUUCCAAGCCAGCAUCGAUGCUCGUACAUACGUGUCUCCCUCAACGGCGUUCAAGCAGCCAGAAUCACGAUGCUGAGAACCCAAUUCGCUCAUCAUUCCGCUCUCGCUCGGGGCGACAACGCCCAAAGCCUCGAGCUCACUUCUCACAAGCUAGCAAGCGCGCGAGAAUUCCAAGAGGCUGCGGUCCAGGUAUUGCACGUCACGAGGAAGAAGCUGAUCACAGCCGGCGAGCUCCUCUACAACUGGGCACCUGGAUUAGCACGCUGCUUGGUGUUGGGUGCGCGACUCAGUCGCAGGGAGGAGAGAGCUCUUCAGGCGUUGAUGCCACGAGGAGUGAAAUCGGCGCUCUACAAAGUCAGGUUCCGCGUCGCGCCACGAGACUUAUCGAGCGACCUCAUCAUUUCCUUGGCGGAGCAGGACUUCGAAGCUCUCAAGGGCUUCAUGCUCGAAAUCGGUCUCGCUACUGCCGCUCAAAGCCUACAGCGCAUCUUCGCCCUGCUGCCAAGGAGGACCAAGCAGUCAGGACCACCGCGUCGGCUGCUACACAAGCCAGCAUCGACGCUCGGAGAGCGCUCCCUCCUCCUGCCGACCCCAUUCUCGAGGCAGUCUGCCUCCCCCACCUUUAGCUCAAUACUUUAGAGUCUCUCUUUAUUGCCACGGUAUGAGCAGUCCUGCAGCGUCGCCACGAGAUAUGGUGCCGCUUGCUAAAUGAUAGUGGUCAUUUCAGACAGUAAAAGCAAUGUGAUGGCCUGUGCGCUUUACCCUUUGCCCAGCAUUUGCCCCUCGUCGCUCGAGAUGCAACCUCUCCUGCUUACCCUACCAAGCAACCCUCCUCCAGCGACCAUCACCACACGAGCAAUCGCGCACCCCACAACGCUUCUGUCAUGCGCCUUUCCUC